CGCUGCCAUUCACCAAUCAGAGACGCUGUUACUCUCCUGCACGAACUGUCCAAUGAGGAGCGCGGACAGUCAGAGGUUGCCGCCAUUGCCGCCCUGUUUGAGUCCUGUGUAGCUUCAGGGAGGCCGGAGGUGGAUUGUUGUGGUUGGUUGUGCGUUCUGCAGUCUGUAGGCUCUUUAGAAAGGACACCUGCUCACGCCCGAAGCAGGAAAUGGAGCCAGUAACCUUUGAGGAUGUGGCUGUGAACUUCACCCUAGGAGAAUGGGCUUUGUUGGAUUCCUAUCAAAAGGAGCUCUACAAAGAUGUAAUGAAGGAAACCUUUAGCAACCUGAUCUCCAUAGGGAAAGCCGAGGAAGAACAUAUUGGAGAGGAUUACCAAAACAUUAGGAGAAAUCUGAGCACUCAUAUGGUUAAAGGAUUCUAUGAAUUUGAACGUGGUAUUCAGUAUGGAGAAGCCCCUCAACAGAUUCAAGAGCAUAUUGUUAAUGAGUGCACGCCUCCUGGAAUAAUAGUAUGUGAAAACGGUGUGUGUAAAAAUGAUGUCAUUGGUCUUUCACAGUCAGAUGUGCACCUCAGAGGUCCAACUGUAGAGAAACCAUAUGCAUAUCAGGAACAUGUGGAAAAGCUUUUUAAACAUAAGAAAUGUUGGAAAGAUUUUACACAUUCUGAGUCCUUUCUUACCUAUGAGAAUCCUUCCAGACAGAAACCCUAUGAAAAUAAACUAUCUAAUGAGCACUGUAGGAGUCUCACUUCUGAUCAAGAUUAUGAGACAAGUCAUAGUCUCCGUGAAUAUAAGCAGUUUGAAACAGCUCUCAUGACAUGUAGUUAUGUUCAGUCAUAUGAAAAACUCCAAACUGGAGAAAAACCAUUUGUAUGUAAGCAGUGUGGAGAAACCUUCAUUAAUUCCAGUCAUCUUAUCAAACAUCAUAAAAUUCAUACUAGAGAGAAGACUUUUGCAUGUAAGUAUUGUGGAAAAGCUUUCAUCCAUCCAAGGGCCUGCUAUAAUCAUGAACGAACUCACACUGGAGACAGACCUUAUGUAUGUAAGCAAUGUGGGAAAGCAUGUAUUCAUUCUUACCACCUUCUUCAACAUGAAAGAAGUCACAGCCGAGAAAAACUUUAUGCAUGUAAGCAGUGUGGGAAAGUAUUUGGACGUUCUUCAUACCUUCGUAAACAUGAAAGAAUUCACACUGGAGAGAAACCUUAUUUAUGUAAGCAUUGUGGAAAAGCAUUCAGUGAUCCUACAACCCGUAACAAUCAUGAACGAACUCACACUGGAGAGAAACACUAUGUUUGUAAACAGUGUGGAAAAGCCUUCAUUCGUUCCUCUCAGCUUCUGAUCCAUGAAAGAAUUCACACUGGAGAGAAGCCUUACUCAUGUAAACAUUGUGGGAAAGCUUUCACCUAUUCCAGUGCCUGUUACAUUCAUGAAAGAAUUCACACUGGAGAGAAACCUUAUGUUUGUAAGCAGUGUGGGAAAGCAUUUACAUGUUCCACAUACCUUCACAAACAUGAAAGAAUUCAUACUGGAGAGAAACCUUAUUCAUGUAAGCAAUGUGGGAAAGCCUUCAUCCAACAUAGGGCUUGUUACAAUCAUGAAAGAAUCCACACUGGAGAGAAACCAUAUGUAUGUGUGCAAUGUGGGCAUGCAUUCACUUUUUCAAAAUCCCUUCAAAUACAUGAAAGAAACCAUACUGGAGAGAAACCAUAUGUAUGUAAGCAAUGUGGGAAAGCAUUCACAUGUUCUACAUAUCUUCACCAACAUGAAAGAACUCACAAUGAGAAGAAAUCCAGUGGAUAGAACUUAUACUGAUGUAAAUCAUGUGAGAGUCUUUGUAGCCAGCUUGCUGUUAUUGCAAGGAAUGAAAGAAGUAUGGAGAGAAACCAAGAGAAUAUGAGAUCAGCAGUUGUGUAAUUUUUACUUACAUAUGCAAGUGUACAUAGGAUAAAACCUGUUGUUGUACUAGGCUUGGUGCAUGCCUUUUAUCCCCAUACUAGGGCAGUGGAGUUUUAGAGAAUUGCAACAUUGAAUAAACCUUAGUCUACAUUGUGGGUUUGAGCACUGUUUGGGAGAUUUAAGAAGAACCAUUUCUAACCAAAUAAAAUUUGUCAUUGUAAAAAUAUAAAAGAAAAUUUUAUGUUUCAAAUAAGAGUUAUUACAUUUUCUGAUAUAGCUGAUUAUUGUAUAAGCAAGAAAUGUGAAGAGCUGGAACAUUUUUUUUUGUAGAAUAUUACUGAAAUACACUAAAAAUUUUAAUAAAUAUUUUAAUUUUUGUUCCAUUCUUAUGCACAUACAAGACCUCUUGACUUUAAAAAAAAAACUUUUGAAGUAUGGUUUGGCAAGUAAAAUGACUGACAUUAUUUCACCUGCCUGCUUUCCUUGAUGGCUGCAAAGCUGAGGUAGGACAAGAACUUUAGCCUACAGUUGAAAACUUCCAGGACACUUUGCAAGGAAUAUCAAUAGCAACUGUAUAAAGAAACUACUUGAAUUUUGGUGAUGAAAGUCCGUUUGGUAAAUCAAUUGAAUUUCAAUUUAAUGGCUGUUUUUAAAUCAAGUAAUAAUAGUCUCCUUUGAUUUGUUAAAUUCAGAUGCAUUUUUAAUCAUCCAGUAUGCUUAAUUUUUAGGUACAUUUUGAGUAACAGUGUUUCAUGUGAAGUUGAAAACAUAUAGCUGUUGUUAGUGUUUUCUGGCUGUCAUUUUAUGGCAUGUUCUUUUUUAUACUAUUAUUAUUAAUUGCUUGGCAGUUUCCUUACAUUUAGGUGCAUACUUAGAUUUUUCUCAGUGUAACAUUCUUACAUAGAUUUUAUAUUUUGUAGUUUAUUUUCUUCCAAAAAGUUUUUUAUGUUGAAUUUAUUUAUUUAUGUGUGUGUGUAUUUGUAUGUUUGCCAUAGCGUGGGUGUGAUGCUCAGUGGACAACAUUCACGAUUUUCUUCCCUGCCAUGCUUCCUCAGCAAGCACUUUUACUCAUUUGAGUUUCAUCACUGGCCCCAAGUGUAAUUUUUGAGCUGUCAUUGUUUUCUUUUGUUUAUUGACACAUUGUCUCUCUACAUAGCUCUGUCUUUCCAGGAACUCAAGAUGGAAACCAGGCUGUCCUCAAACUCACAGAGAUCUGCCUGCCUCUGCCUCCCAAGUGCUAGGAUUAAAGUUGUGUGUGACACCACUGCCUGGCUGACUUUUGUACAUUUUUCCAAUAAAUAGAUUAAAGAAUAUUAUCUUUCCCAUUUACUCAGAAGGCAUCUUCAUAUUCAACAUAGUUUAAAAUUGUAUAUGUUUUUUGUUUGUUUUGCUUUGUUUUUGGCUUUUUGAGACAGGGUUUCUCUGUUUAACAGCCCUGUCUGUCUUGGAACUCACUUUGUAGACCAGGCUGGCCUUGAAUUCACGAAGAUUUGCCACACCCAGUUUAAAAUUGUGUAUCUUCAUAAGUUAAAAUCCAUUUUCGUAUUCAUCAGUUUGAAACUGGUUUUUAACAUGUAAAAUUUAUUUUAUGCUUACAUGGUUCAACUUUUAUUGUAAGUUUUUCUUUGUUCGUCAAAACAAGAAGUGUACUAGGCUGCUGUAAAUUGUUCUCUGGCCAAAAAUGAGCAAAAUCAUACCAUUUAUCUCAAUAAAAUAUAAUGAAUUCUA
This is a messenger RNA of Peromyscus maniculatus bairdii (prairie deer mouse), 3623 nucleotides long. RefSeq lists its product as uncharacterized. Gene Ontology annotation, biological process: regulation of transcription by RNA polymerase II. The record is from RefSeq and is a predicted model, not a curated record. NCBI's taxonomy places the organism in Eukaryota, Metazoa, Chordata, Mammalia, Rodentia, Cricetidae. Gene Ontology annotation, molecular function: RNA polymerase II cis-regulatory region sequence-specific DNA binding; DNA-binding transcription activator activity, RNA polymerase II-specific. Gene Ontology annotation, cellular component: nucleus.